AUGUCAAUCAAUGAGGAUGGUCAUGCAGUAUUCAUGAUCGAUGUUCAUACACACUUGUACGAUGAAAAGUUCUUUCCUUCUUCUUCUUCCAUUCAUGAUUCCCAACCACGGGAUUAUUCGGAAUUGGAUCAAAUUAUUGAAAAAGCAAAAAAUCAAAACAUUCAACGAAUCAUUGUGGUCAGUGAAGAAGACAAGACAGCGCAUCAAGUGUUGGAACUCUGUCAAAGAUAUCCCAAUGUUAUGAGAGGAGGUAUUGGUUUACAUCCGUGUUGUGUUUCCAAUGAAGAACAAAUUUAUAAAAUUCGAGAUUUAAUAUUGGACCAUCGGGAUGAACUUUGUUGCAUUGGAGAGGUUGGACUUGAUUUCACACCUGGAGUGUUGAAUGCCAUUAAAGAAAGAAAUCUUCAUUUACAAAGUGUCGAACAAGUAAAACAACUACAAAGAAAAGCUCUUGAAGUUUUCAUUGACUUGAGUAAGGCAACUGGUUUACCUUUAAACGUUCAUUCUCGGAGUGCUGGAAGGCCAACCAUUGAAUUGUUGCAUGAAAAAGGAGCCACUCAUGUACUCAUGCAUUGUUUUGACGGCAGUGCCAAGGUGAUCAAAGAGGGAUUGUCUUUUGGGUACUAUUUCAGUAUUCCUGCAAAUGUCAUUCGAUCCAAACAAAUGCAACAGUUGGUGGAGAUUGUACCCAUGGAUCGACUUUUAUUAGAAACAGAUUCUCCAGCUCUCGUUCCCAAUCUUCCCGAACAACAAGAUUUUCAAACUAAGGAAGAGUUUGAUCUAUCAAUCAAACGUGCACGAAAUGAUCCAUCAAACAUUCCUCUUUCUGCUCAAAUGAUUGCACAAAUCAAAAAGGUUUCUUUGCCUCAAGUUUUGUCGCAAAUGUUUGACAACACGAAGCGACUCUUCCCCAAGGCAGUGGAAUAA
Molecule: messenger RNA, 927 nt
Organism: Naegleria fowleri
Lineage: Eukaryota; Heterolobosea; Eutetramitea; Acrasida; Naegleriidae
Exons: 3
Coding region: 1-927 (308 amino acids)
Molecular function (GO): hydrolase activity, acting on ester bonds
Source: RefSeq, a predicted model, not a curated record